Molecule: messenger RNA, 1039 nt
Organism: Diospyros lotus (date-plum)
Lineage: Eukaryota; Viridiplantae; Streptophyta; Magnoliopsida; Ericales; Ebenaceae
Exons: 3
Coding region: 91-780 (229 amino acids)
Source: RefSeq, a predicted model, not a curated record
GUGUUAAACAAAACAAGCUCUCUCUCUCUCUCUCUCCUUCAACUUUAACUGUUUGCUCGCUCACUCUAGCACAGACCAUAGGGAGAAAGAAUGGCGGAACCUGAUGACGUAGGAGAAAAGCGCAACGGCGUCUUCGUGGACUCGACCGGGAGGCGGAACCGCCAGGAAGAACCGACACUCCCAGGCGUUCUCCGACGUCUGCUCGCUGAUGUUUUCCUCCCCGAUCCAAGCAUCAGGCACGGGACGGCUGUCCAGCGGAUCAAAGGCUCUCUCUCAACGAACGUGCCUCUCCUCCGCGAAGCUUCCUGGAGCACCGGCAGUCGCAUCCUGCUCUGGACUCGCCGUGGCAGUCAUCUCCGGGCUCUCCUAGUCGUAUCCGUGGGGACUAUUGCUCUUCUGGCUUUGACAGGAUUGAUAGUCUUUAUGCUGUUCUUUCUGACAGCAACCAUCAAUGCCGUUGUGAUUUCUCUUCUUGUGUCUUUGGCUGCAGCAGGGGGCUUCUUGGCUCUUUUCUUUGCUUGUGUGACAGUCAUUUACAUUGGAGCAUUAUCAAUUGCUGCAUUUGUUAUCUCCACCGCAACAAUUUCAGCCAUCAUAGCUGCUUUGGUGGCUACAGGUUGGAUUGGAUUCUUCUGGACUCUGUGGUUGGGGACGAAGAAAAGUGUGGGCUUCGCAAAGCAUUCACUGACCAGGACUGGAUCGGCACUUUCUGCUUACUCUUCUGCUCGACAUGCUCGCCAUCGUCACCACCACCAUCAUCCAGAUAAAGUUUCAGACUGAAUGCAUCCACAGAUGAGUGUUGGAAAUCUUUGUAAAUCUUGGCUUGCACCACUUUAUGUUAGAUAUAUUUGUGCCAGAAUGAUAUUGUUGCUGUUGCUGCUGUAAAUUAUUUCUCGAGCAUAUUAAGGAACAACGUGUCUUCUUAAAACAUAGAAGCAUAAUAUUAUUACCCUGUAUGAAUCGGAGCACAUUAGUGAAUCCAGCAGGCUUGUAUAAAGUCUCUCCAAUUAAUGGAUGUGUGUAAUGUUUGUGUUUAAUA